Sparassis crispa is the source of this 1308-nucleotide messenger RNA. Its product is annotated as Aspyridones efflux protein. The transcript is spliced from 10 exons. Gene Ontology annotation, biological process: transmembrane transport. The record is from RefSeq and is a predicted model, not a curated record. Bases 1 to 1308 code for a protein of 435 amino acids. Gene Ontology annotation, cellular component: fungal-type vacuole membrane. Gene Ontology annotation, molecular function: transmembrane transporter activity. Lineage: Eukaryota; Fungi; Basidiomycota; Agaricomycetes; Polyporales; Sparassidaceae.
AUGUCUGCGCCGAAUCCGAACGAUCCACAAACGGCCGAGGGCGACUUCGAGUCUCAGUCUUCUGUCGUGAAUGAGAAAAAGCCAGAUACCGUUGUGGAUUCGGAGUUCCCGGAAGGCGGUUCCCAAGCAGUGAAAACUGUAUGGGGCGCGUUCUGCGUGCUCUUCGUGCAAUUCGGGGUCAUGAACUCGUUUGGCGUCUUCGAAUCACAAUAUGGAGAGGUGCAAUUGAAGAAUAAAACGCCUUCCGAAAUUGCGUGGAUCGGAACGUUCCAGCUGUUCUUCUUUUUCUUUACAGGAGCAUUCGUCGGGCGCGCAUUUGACUCCUUUGGACCUACCGUGCUCAUCGGGCCCGGUUCGCUCUUGCUUGUCUUCGGCCUCAUGAUGACAUCGCUCUGCAAGGAGUAUUACCAGUUCUUCCUCGCGCAGGGUCUUGUCUUUGGUGCAGGGAGUGCUUUAGUCUUCUACCCUGCUUUAAGCUCGAUUGCUCACUGGUACAACAAGAAACGUGGAACAAUGAUGGGGCUUACGACGGCUGGCUCCUCGCUUGGUGGCGUGGUCUUCCCCAUCGCUCUGAACAAGCUCAUUCCGGUGGUCGGUUUUCCUUGGGCUGUUCGGAUUGUCGCCUUCAUCUGUCUCGCAUUCCUUGUUCCCGCAACGAUGCUAAUCAAGUCGCGCCUCCCGCACCGGAAGUUUAAUGACUUCAGCAGCCUGUUGGACUUCGGCGGCUUCACUGAUAUCCGCUACGUGCUUUUCCUGUUCGGAGCUGUCAUAACCAUGCUCGGGACAUACAACCCGUACUACUACGUCGAGACGUUCGCCGUCGUGCACAACUACAGCCCCAGCGUCUCGCUCUAUAUUCUUUCCAUCCAGAAUGCUGGUUCCUUCUUCGGCCGUAUCAUUCCAGGUGUCCUCGCUGACAAGAUCGGCUUCGUCAACGUUAUGGCGCUCGCGUGUACCACGGCAGGCAUGGUUCUCUUCUGCUGGCUCUCCGUCGAUAGCGCCCCAGGCCUGAUUGGCUGGGCUGUAUUCUACGGCUUCACCAGCGGGGCCUUCAUUGCUUUGAUGCCUGCUUGCAUUGGUCGUUUCACCCCAGACACGACCAAGUACGGUGGUCGCGCGGGUCUCCUGUUCGGUUUCGUCGGCUUCUCCGCACUCGUUGGCCCGCCGAUUGCUGGUGCACUCAUCAACCAGGACCAUGGUAGUUUCCAGCACAUGAUCAUUUUCUCUGGCGUUGUAUGCCUUGUCGGGGCCGCAUUCUUCUGGGGGGCGCGCUUUAUUCGCGAGCCGGGGCUGUUCGUCAAGUUCUGA